AUGUAUAAUUUUUUUUUUUAUAAAAGUUAGAAUAAACGAAAUCUUGAUUUGAAUAUUAAUUAGUUACUUUCUUUUUUUAACUUUGAUUAUUUAAAUUCAUUUUAUUUUUAAUAAUUUUAAUUUAAAUAUCUACAUUUACUAAGAAAUAUUAAUAGGGAAAAUUUAAUUGAUAAUUAAGGAUUGUCAAACUUAGGAUUUGCUUUAUAGAAAUGCGUUAAUCUCUCAGAUUUCAAAUUAGAUCUAAGCUAGAAUUUAAUUGAUUCAUAAGGUGCAUCCAAUUUAGGUCAUGGUUUAGCAAAAUGCACUAAUCUUUAAACUUUUACUCUUGAUCUAAGUAAGAAUAAAAUUGGUGUAUUUGGUGCAUCUGAUUUAGGUUCAGCUUUAGCAAAGUGUCUUAAUCUGUCAAAUUUGACACUUGAGUUUAGUUGCAACUCUAUAAAUUCUUAGGGUAUACAAGGUUUAUGUUCCUAAUUAGCAAAAUGCGAAUCUCUCUCAAAUUUAACUCUUAAUCUAAGAAAGAAUUUAAUUAAUGAUAAGGGAGUAUCUGAAUUAGGUUUUUAUUUAGCAAAAUGUGCUAAACUCUCAGCUUUGACAUUAUACCUUGAGUAAAAUAAAAUCGGUGAUAAAGGUUCAUAAAAUUUAGGUUCUGCUUUCGAAAAGUUUACUAAUCUCUCAACUUUAAAUUUUUAUAUAAGUGAUAAUAUAAUUAGUCCAUUGGGUGCAUCAGCUUUAUUUUUUGGAUUGGGGAAAUGUUCAAGUCUCUAGAUAUUGAUAUUAGAUCUUGGAAAUUAGACUGGUGCAGUUGGUGCAUCAAAUUUAGGCUUUUCUUUCACAAACCAUGCUAAUCUAUCAAAUUUAAUAAUAUACCUCAGUAAAAAUAAAAUUGAUGACAAGAGUGCAUUAGACUUAUGCUCUGGUUUAUCCAGCUGUGUUAAUCUUUCGAAAUUAACUCUAUAUCUUAACGAUAAUUUAAUCAAUAUUCAAGGAGCAUCAGACAUAGGAUUUAAUUUAGCAAAGUGUUUGCGUCUAAAAAAUUUAACACUUAAUCUAAAUAAUAAUUGCAUUAGUAAUAAGGGAGCAUUAUGUUUAGGUUCAGAGUUAUUUAAGAGCUCUAGACUAUCUAUUUUGAAUGUUGACCUUUAAUUUAAUGGAGUUAAUGAAAAUGGCUUUUAAGAUUUUUGUAAUGCUUUAAUAAAGUGCAAUUAUCUCUCAGUUUUGAAAAUGUAUGAAGAUACUUUUUUUGGAUUUAGGCUUAAUUCUAGAGUUAAAAAAAUGAAGAGAUUAGUAGAAAUCAUAAUUGUUAGAAGAUAUUGA
Molecule: messenger RNA, 1314 nt
Organism: Tetrahymena thermophila SB210
Lineage: Eukaryota; Ciliophora; Oligohymenophorea; Hymenostomatida; Tetrahymenidae
Product: cyclic nucleotide-binding domain protein
Exons: 13
Biological process (GO): activation of GTPase activity; nucleocytoplasmic transport
Cellular component (GO): cytosol; perinuclear region of cytoplasm; nucleus
Molecular function (GO): small GTPase binding; GTPase activator activity
Source: RefSeq, a predicted model, not a curated record